Molecule: messenger RNA, 4400 nt
Organism: Cynoglossus semilaevis (tongue sole)
Lineage: Eukaryota; Metazoa; Chordata; Actinopteri; Pleuronectiformes; Cynoglossidae
Gene: alpi.1
Product: alkaline phosphatase, intestinal, tandem duplicate 1
Exons: 11
Coding region: 1186-2811 (541 amino acids)
Biological process (GO): dephosphorylation
Cellular component (GO): plasma membrane
Molecular function (GO): alkaline phosphatase activity
Source: RefSeq, a predicted model, not a curated record
GAAAAAGGAAAGGUCUUCCAGAGACCCCGCUGGUAAUGAGAUUCAGUUUGUUGUUAAAACGUUAAACUAAGAUUAGGAUAAAAGCGAGCGCAGGUACAGUUGGUUUCAAUAGAGUUGUUAUGGAAAUUCUGUGAAUGAGGGGGAGUGGGACUUAGUCUUCAAGAGGGGGCGCUGUAGAAAAGCCAGACUUUCAGUUUACUGUACCUGUUAAGUGACUAUAUCUGCAGAGAAAAGAAAACUUUUUUAUAUGAUGCUGCUUUUCACAAACGUAAAUUCUCAAAGUCUCCUUAAGGCUCCAGUGGUAAUGAGAUUCAUCCCCCAAAGUUCACAAAGCGGAAACUGUUCUCCGGGAAUUUUAUUCUUCCUGUCGUUCGGAGCACUGUUGGCUCAACUCGCCGUAUUUCACACAUUAACUGUUGUGUUCGCGGAGAGACGUUUUUAUUCUGCAGGCUGUCUCCACUACCUCACAGUAGAAAAAUGCCAUCCCUGCUUCACAUGCCACAGAAAAACAGCCAAGUUCAAUUGGUAGGAAAAGAAAAAAAAUAUUUAGGUCUUUAAAUGCAAAAAGGAAUUUGAUGGGGGCGCAAGGCAGGGGUGGAAAUGUGACCAUUUUCCUGCCAUGAAAAGCAAAAUUUUCACGAAUGAAUUUGCGCCUGGUUCACUUUCUUCCCGUGGAUUGUUUUUCCAGCGAUUAGAGGAAGAAAUGGAAAGAGUCAGGGUUAUGAUGUGUGUGUGUCGUGGAUGCCAACGUAAAUUGAACAGCCAUUUUUCCUGUAGAAUGGGCUCCUGUGUUAAAAGGCCCAUUAUUCACUGACCACAUCAAAGGAACGUUACAUUUCAAUCUUGCUCACUUCAGGGAAAAGCAGCAGAGUCAUAAAUCUACAGCAACAAAUGGCGGUGGGCUCGCAUGUGUUCAGGAUCUAAAAUGGGUAGAGGGGCUGUGAUGCUACAGAGCUCUUGUGUGGUCUUUCCCUGUGUGUUUCUCCCCCAGCGGCUUCUUCCUCCUCUUACAUUCUCUCUUCCCUCUUUUGUGGCUCUGAGCCUAUGAGCUGUCGUGGGCCCUUCCUCACUACACACCCAGCAGGGCUUUAAAAAGGAAGGUCUUAGCAGACACACAGACUCUCCGCCUGUGCCUUUGCCUGUUGGUCUCGGUGUGCAGCUACGACAAAGUUGCUUGGAUUAGCGAUGCAGACGCCACCGCGCUGGGCCCCCAACCUCCUGCUCAUCCUCCUGAGCCCUGUCCUGCUUGCUGUUGGAGGGGCCGCGGUGGAGAGCCAAGCGCUGCGUGAACUGGAAAAGGAUCCAUCUUUUUGGGAUGCUCAGGCGAGAGCUACACUGGAUGCUGCGCUCAAACUCCACCCUCGGAACCACCAAGCCAAGAACAUCAUCCUGUUCCUCGGAGAUGGGAUGGGUGUGUCCACUGUGUCAGCAGCUCGAAUCCUGCGGGGUCAGAUGGAGGGUGGAUCAGGGGAGGAGACGGUUCUGGCCAUGGACGCCUUCCCUUAUGUGGCUCUGUCUAAGACCUACAGCGUGGACAGGCAGGUGGCAGACAGCGCUAGCACAGCUACAGCUUAUCACUGCGGGGUCAAGGCCAACGCUAAGACGCUCGGAGUCAGCGCUAAGGCGGUGGCCUACGAGUGUAACACCACCUUUGGUAACGAGGUCUACUCGGUGUUACGACGUGCCAAGGCACAAGGUAAAUCCGUUGGUAUAGUGACAACCACUCGGGUCCAGCACGCCUCCCCGGCUGCUGCCUACGCUCACUCCGUCAGCCGCAGCUGGUACAGUGACACGCACCUCCCCCACAGCGCCCGUGAGCAGGGCUGUGUCGACAUCGCCACCCAGUUGGUCACCAACGUUGACAUUGAUGUGAUCCUCGGGGGAGGAAGGAUGUACAUGACACCAAAAGGAACUCCAGAUCCAGAAUAUCCUACCUCCAAGUCGUGCAAGGGCGAUCGUAGAGACGAGAGGAACCUGAUUGACGUGUGGCUGAAGGCUCAACCGGCUAAAAAGUCACAGUACGUCUGGCACAGGAAGGAGUUUGACGAGAUCGAUGUCGAAACUACUGAUCGACUCAUGGGUCUGUUUGAGCCAAAAGACAUGAAAUUUGAGGUUUUCCGGAACAGCACACGAGACCCCUCGAUUGUGGAGAUGACGGAAAAAGCCAUACAAAUCCUCAGCAAGAACCCCAAAGGAUACUUCUUGUUUGUAGAAGGUGGGAGAAUCGAUCACGGUCAUCACGACGGCAUCGCCAAACUGGCUCUGUCUGAAGCGGUGAUGUUCGACCAGGCCAUUCAGCGAGCAGCACGGAUUACCAAGGAAUCAGAAACACUGACGGUGGUCACUGCAGAUCAUUCUCACGUGUUUACCUUUGGAGGAAACACACCACGAGGGAAUCCAAUUUUUGGUUUGGCACCAAAGAAAGCUGACGACAGAAUGCCCUUCACCAGCAUCCUCUACGCCAAUGGCCCCGGCUACGUCCAUGUAAAUGGAACCAGAGAAAACAUCACGAUGGUGGAUUACUUUGACGAGGAGUACAUGCAGCAGGCGGCCGUCCCGUUGGACACGGAGACUCAUGGCGGAGAAGACGUUGCCAUCUAUGCCAAAGGCCCCAUGUCUUACCUGUUCCAUGGGGUAAAAGAGCAAAACUAUGUGGCUCAUGUCAUGGCCUACGCUGCCUGUCUGAAGCCUUACACAAACUGUCCCCCGCAUCCACACCACAACCACCAUCGACGAAAUUCAGCUGACGCUGUCAACACUCACCCCUGCUUCCUGUUUGUCACACUCAGCCUCCUCUGGCUGUUGAAAUGACCCCAAAACACACAGAUAUGUCAAAAGUCACAAUCCUACAAACGCAGUAUAUCCAUGCGGUAAUACAGGGACUUCAUGCACUUCCAUGUCAAGGCAGCUUGCGAGGAUAAUAUUGCAUCCAUAUACAUGGAGUACUAUUUACCAGGUGCUUACUGACAAACAUAUAUUGUAUGGUGGAAACGAGAUAUUAAUGAAGGCAAACAUGAAUUCAUCGUCAUGUUUCUCAAAAAAAACAAAACUAAAAAAACAAAAAUAUGUCUGAUUUACAAAGCUGCCGGCACUUUACUGAGACUUUUCCAUCAUGACUACUAACAUUAACUCAUGUUUGAGAAGCAUUUGUUUGUUCUAGGUUUGAAACCAGGCUUUUCCUGAUAUCAUCUUCGUCAACUGAAAGGAUUGCUAAUGUUUUAUUUGUGUUCUUGCUGAUGUCAUCUGCUGCCACUGAUACCAUUUGACGUUGGGUCUCAAUGAAAAGGCAAUGGGCUGGAAAGCAGUGUUUUAUAGAUGGCGCAGCACUUUGGAAAAUUGUGUGAGUGAACUCCGACCACAGUCAGGACAGUAAACAGGAAAAUUUCUGUCCUUUUAUUUUUUCUUUAUUUACAGAAGGCUGUUAAAGCCAAAAGGAAACAAAUAUAAACAAAUUUAGUGCACAGUAAACCCAGGCACUGGCACAGAAAGUGAGCAGAGCUUUAACACCAACACCCUGUUUCUCAGCUCAGAGGGUGUAAUUUCAACUGUCAGUCUGAACUGAGAAAUGGGCCUCAGUUAGGUGUAAAAGCCGCACCCGUCGUCUGCGGCGUUCAACUGAAAGUAGAGGCGAGUCUUCAGGUGUAUUAUUAAAUUGCUUGUGUCGUAACAAAACAAAUUUUACAGUAAGUCUCCUGUCUUAGUUCAUCUGCGGUGUUAAAACUGCUGAGAAUGUUGAGACUUACAUAAACUACCCAUGAGGGCAAAAAAAAAAAAAAAACUGGGGAAGGAAAACACUUGCUGAAUGGAAUGAGUAUUUCAAUAUAUCAGGUCAGACUCUGAUUCUGGUAUUAGCAUCAACACCUCCUACCUAUUCUAAAUAUCCCUGUGAGUACCAUGAUCGCUGCAGUAUCUGUAACUCACUAUUUACAAAAUAAACUGAGACUUCCAUCAGAAUAGUUUUCAACAAACUCGGUGCUCGGUGUCCGUCAGUGGACCAUGAAUUAUGAGCCAUCACUCCAACAGAUCUUUUAACAUACUUUCUUGUUGUGCGAUGUGAGUUAAAAAAUCUAAAGUACUGUAUCUCUGUCAGGGGUAAUGACGCUUUUGAACAUUUGUCUUUUGGCCUGUUUGAGGUUAAAGCAGUAAAAACUUCUCCAGCUAGGUUGUCGCUUGUCGUCAAGCACGUAUAUUGAAUUAUGUUGACUUUGUAUAUGGAUAUAUUUUGUAAACAAAUGGUGUCAAUGUAUUUUUAUACUGUUUUUUAUGAUGCAUAUCAAUCCAAAUUAAAAGAAGACAUUUGGUAAGUUUAUUGCUUGCUUUUUAUUCCUCUAGCAAUUGUUACUUACCACCAACAAUGGCACAGGGGGAGAUUAUCUCGCAAAUUGCGACUAACCGUUCAA